Salarias fasciatus (jewelled blenny) is the source of this 1626-nucleotide messenger RNA. Its product is annotated as fascin-like. Gene Ontology annotation, biological process: cell migration; actin filament bundle assembly; establishment or maintenance of cell polarity. Bases 50 to 1528 code for a protein of 492 amino acids. The transcript is spliced from 6 exons. The record is from RefSeq and is a predicted model, not a curated record. NCBI's taxonomy places the organism in Eukaryota, Metazoa, Chordata, Actinopteri, Blenniiformes, Blenniidae. Gene Ontology annotation, molecular function: actin filament binding; protein-macromolecule adaptor activity. Gene Ontology annotation, cellular component: cytoplasm; lamellipodium; filopodium.
ACAGUCUGCCUCCGCGUGUCAGCAUCUCCUCUGUCUCCUCGCGGGCAUCAUGUCGUCGAACGGCGCGGACGGGGACCUGCUGCGGAUCCCUCUGGGUCUCAUCAACAGCGAGGGCAAGUACCUGACGGCGGAGACCUUCGGCUUCAAGAUCAACGCGUCGGCGAGCAGCCUGAAGAAGAAGCAGACCUGGACCCUGGAGCAGACCGGGGAGGACGGCAGCGCCGUCUUCCUGCUGUCCCACCUGGGCCGCUACCUCGCCACGGACAAAGACGGCAACGUGACCGCGGACAGCGAGGCGCGCGGCACGGACUGCCGCUUCGUCAUCACGGCGCACGAGGACGGGCGGUGGUCGCUGCAGUCCGAGCCCCACGGCCGCUACCUGGGCGGCAGCGAGGACCGCAUCACCUGCUUCGCGCAGAGCGCCUCCCCGGCGGAGAGAUGGAGCGUGCACCUGGCCGUGCACCCGCAGGUCAACCUCUACAGCUUCGCGCGCAAACGCUUCGCCCACCUGAGCGCGCGCGGGGAGGUGUCCAUAGAGCGGGACGUGCCCUGGGGGGUCGACUCGCUCGUGACCCUGGUGUACCGGGACCAGCGGUACCACCUGGAGACGUCCGACAACCGCUUCCUGCGCAGUGACGGCGGCCUGUCCGCCCAGACGGACCGGGACACCGGCUACAUGCUGGAGUUCCGCUCCGGCAAGGUGGCGUUCCGCGACUCCAGCGGCCGCUACCUGGCCCCGGGGGGGCCCACCGGCACCAUGAAGUCCGGCAGGAGCGGCCGCGUGGGCAAGGACGAGCUGUUCGGCCUGGAGCGCAGCCACGCGCAGGUCGUGCUGACCGCGGGCAACGAGAGGAACGUCUCCACGAGGCAAGGCAUGGACCUGUCGGCCAAUCAGGACGAGGAAGGGGACCAGGAGGUCUUCCAGUUGGAGAUGAGCCGCGAGGACAGGAAGUGUGCCUUCAGGACGGCCGCCGGGAAAUACUGGACUCUGACGGCGACCGGAGGACUGCAGUGCACGGCCUCCUCCAAGUCGACCAACAGUUACUUUGAGCUGGAGUGGCGUGACGGCCGCGUGUGUGUUCGUGCCGCGAACGGCAAGUAUGUGAUCGCAAAGAAGAACGGUCAGCUGGCUGCGACCGUCGACAGCGCAGGUGAGGCCGAGCAGUUCCUGAUGAAGCUCAUCAACCGUCCCAUCAUCGUCCUGCGCGGGGAGCACGGCUUCAUCGGCGCUCGGAAAGCCGGCAUGCCCACCCUCGACUCCAACCGGGCGUCCUACGAUGUUUUCCAACUGGAGUUCCAUAACGGCGCCUACUCCAUCAAAGACUCUCAGGGGAAGUACUGGAUGGUCGGAGACGACACUGCGGUCGCCUGCAGCAGCUCCUCACCCGUCCCCUUCCUGCUGGAGUUCUGCGACCUCAACAAGGUGGCCAUCCGCGCUCCCGGGGGGAAGUACCUCAAGGGAGACCACGCCGGGGGGCUGAAGGCCAGCGCCGACUCCCUGGACAGCGCCACCCUCUGGGAGUACUGAGAAAGCACAGCUGGACUUCACUAUCUGGCACAAGGCUUCAAACUAUUGAUAAUUAUAGGUAGCUGUUUUUCAUUUCUGUGUGUGUUAAUUAUUGUUUU